Messenger RNA from Torulaspora globosa, 591 nucleotides. RefSeq names its product C2H2-type zinc finger protein. Bases 1 to 591 code for a protein of 196 amino acids. The transcript has a single exon. Gene Ontology annotation, molecular function: RNA polymerase II cis-regulatory region sequence-specific DNA binding; DNA-binding transcription factor activity, RNA polymerase II-specific. NCBI's taxonomy places the organism in Eukaryota, Fungi, Ascomycota, Saccharomycetes, Saccharomycetales, Saccharomycetaceae. Gene Ontology annotation, cellular component: PcG protein complex; transcription regulator complex. Gene Ontology annotation, biological process: regulation of transcription by RNA polymerase II. The record is from RefSeq and is a predicted model, not a curated record.
AUGUUGCAACCAGUCUCUGUUUUGCCAUUGCCGGUCACUCAGUCCAAUAGCGCCGUGAUGGGCACAUUGAUUGCGGCUGCUAAUCCAGAAAGGAAAUACUAUACGCUGCUGCCCUCGAUAACGGAUACUCAUUUGAUGGAGGAUGACCUGAAACAAAGGCUCAACAAAUGUGCUUUCGAUCCUCCGACCAGACCCCUGACGUACAACAUUCCCACGCCGUCGUCGACGCCGACGCCGGCUCAGUUCGGUGCGUAUACCAUUGGUGCAGCUACCGCGCCUGUUUCGCCAAACAGCAGCGUUUACAACAGCGGGAGCGAGUCGUGUCCGUCUUCGUCGCCGGCUGCCACCACGAAAAAGAGGAAGAAGUCGCUAAGAAGCCCGAAAGGUGGCGUUACUGAGGUCGAACAGAGGCGCAGGCACGUCUGUAAAGUUUGUUCCAAGGGAUUUACCACCUCGGGUCAUUUGGCAAGACACAAUAGAAUACAUACGGGUGAGAAGAACCAUUUUUGCCCUUUUGAGGGUUGCAAUCAACGGUUCAGCAGGCAUGACAAUUGUAUUCAGCACUACAGAACGCAUUUGCGCAAGAAAUAA